Messenger RNA from Lolium perenne, 1182 nucleotides. RefSeq names its product bisdemethoxycurcumin synthase-like. Lineage: Eukaryota; Viridiplantae; Streptophyta; Magnoliopsida; Poales; Poaceae. Gene Ontology annotation, biological process: polyketide biosynthetic process. Gene Ontology annotation, molecular function: acyltransferase activity, transferring groups other than amino-acyl groups. The record is from RefSeq and is a predicted model, not a curated record.
AUGGCAGAAGCAAACAGCAACGGUCCGGUGCGCGACAGCCAGCGGGGCAUGCAGCAGCACGCGGAAGGCCCCGCGGCAAUGCUCGCCAUCGGCACGGCGAACCCGACGGGCACCGUAGUACCCCAGGAUGAGUUCGCCGACAGCUUCUUCCGCGCGACCAAGAGCGAGCACCUUACUGAACUCAAGGAGAAGCUAAAGAGAAUUUGCAAGAAUACAUGCAUUGAGAAACGGCACUUCCACCUGAAGGAGGAAUCAGUUGAUGCCCACCCGGAGUUCCUCGAUAGAGAGCUGCCAUCCCUCGACGCCCGCAUCGACAUGGUUGCCACCGCUAUCCCAAAGCUCGCGCACUCUGCCGCAACCAAGGCCAUCGACGAGUGGGGCCGUCCAGCCACCGACAUCACCCACCUCGUCUUCGUCACCUUCUCCGCCGUCCAAGCACCUAGCGCCGACCUCCAGCUGGCCUCGCUCCUUGGCCUCCGCCCCACGGUCUGCCGCACCAUACUCAGCCUACAUGGCUGCAGCGGUGGCGGCGCGGCGCUAAACCUAGCCAAGCAGCUCGCUGAGAACAACCACGGCGCGCGCGUCCUCGUGGCUUGCUCUGAGAUAACGCUGAUCAGUUUCCGCGCCCCUGACAGGAACAGCCUCGUUUGCCAAUCCUUAUUCAGUGACGGCGCCGGCGCUGUUAUCGUCGGAGCCGGGCCUUUCCGUGAAGGCGAACGCGCUCUAUUCGAGAUGGUCUCUUCCACCCAGACUGCGAUACCAAGCACCGAGCAUGUGCUCAAUAUGCAGGUCUCAGAAGCGGGCGUAGAAUUCCACGUCGGCAUCGAGGUGCCGAUGCUAAUAGGACAGAACAUCCAGCAAUGCCUCCAAGACACGUUCAGUAGGGCUCCAGUGUGCUCUUGGAACGACCUCUUCUGGGCGGUGCACCCAGGUGGCCGUGCUAUCUUGGAUAACAUAGACACUGUGCUCAAGCUAGAGCCAGGGAAGUUGGUAGCCAGCCGACAUGUGCUUCGCGAGUACGGCAACAUGAGCGGCGCAACGAUAAUAUUCGUGCUUGAUGAGUUGCGCCGCCGUAGGAAUGAGGAGGAUCCACUGCCAGAGUGGGGCGUGAUGCUCGCCUUCGGACCAGGAAUCACAAUCGAGGCCAUGGUGCUGCGCGCACCCUCUCACAACAGAAAAUAA